Macrobrachium nipponense is the source of this 1073-nucleotide messenger RNA. RefSeq names its product exosome complex exonuclease RRP42-like (gene Rrp42). Gene Ontology annotation, cellular component: cytoplasmic exosome (RNase complex); nuclear exosome (RNase complex). Gene Ontology annotation, biological process: nuclear polyadenylation-dependent mRNA catabolic process; U1 snRNA 3'-end processing; U5 snRNA 3'-end processing. The record is from RefSeq and is a predicted model, not a curated record. Gene Ontology annotation, molecular function: mRNA 3'-UTR AU-rich region binding. Bases 129 to 971 code for a protein of 280 amino acids. NCBI's taxonomy places the organism in Eukaryota, Metazoa, Arthropoda, Malacostraca, Decapoda, Palaemonidae. The transcript is spliced from 6 exons.
AGUGUACUAAGCGAUGUAAAUAACACGCUGUCUGUGAAUGUGUCCUGUUGACAUAAGUCUCUGUAAAGACGAAGAGCACAACUAAACUUGAUUGAUAGCCUUUUAUAGUGUAAACCGUUGAUAGCAAAAUGACAGAUCUAAACUUAAGCGAUGCUGAGAAAAGAUAUAUAGUGGAUGGUGUCAAGCUUGGAAUUCGUGUUGAUGGCAGAGAGCGGCUUGAUUAUAGACAGCUGGAAUUGGAGACAGGCAUUGUAUCUACAGCAAAUGGUUCUGCCAGAGUUAGACUCGAUCGCACUGAUGUAUUGGUUACAGUUAAAAUGGAAAUGGAACCACCAGCUCCUGACCGACCAAAGAAUGGGCAUCUCUACUUUUUUGUAAAUUGUUCUGCUAAUGCUGCACCAGAGUUUGAGGGACGUGGUGGUGAGGAUCUAGCGACAAGUCUUAGUUCAAUGCUAGAAAGAGUUUAUUCCUCCCCACACACAUUAGACACAAGGAAACUAUGUGUGGUUGAAGGCAAAUAUGUAAAAGCACUUUAUGUUGAUAUAGAGAUCCUAGAGUGUGGUGGGAAUUUAUUUGAUACGGUUAGCGUAGGUGUCAAAGCUGCUCUUUGGGCAACAGAGUUACCUAGAAUACAUGUGGUAGGUGAAGAUGGAGGUGAACUAGAAUUUGCUCUGUCAGAUAAUCCCCAUGAUGUAGACAGGGUUGAUGUCUCCAAUGCUCCAGUCCUUAUCACACAUUUGAGGAUAACAGAAAAUUUAACUGUCAUAGACCCUACUCCAGAGGAAGAAUGUUGUGGUCCAGUAUCUGUUGUUGUAGGUGUAACCCCAAAAGGACACAUAACUGCUACACAGUUGUUAGGGAGUGGUACAUUUACUCCAAAAACUUUGUCAUCUUCUAUAAAGAGUGCAAGAGACCUUGGACAGAGGAUCCAUCAGCAUCUUCAGAUGAAAUUGCACCAGAAGAAAACAUAGAGAAUAGACAGAUUAAAGGUUUCCUGUGAGGAUAACAAAUUGGAAUUCUGUAAUAUUUUUAAUAUCUUCUCACUUUUUUAUAUAAAUAAAUGGAUAAAAGUU